This is a messenger RNA of Nymphaea colorata (pocket water lily), 1670 nucleotides long. Its product is annotated as protein ROH1-like. Lineage: Eukaryota; Viridiplantae; Streptophyta; Magnoliopsida; Nymphaeales; Nymphaeaceae. The transcript has a single exon. The record is from RefSeq and is a predicted model, not a curated record. The coding region runs from base 1 to 1101 and encodes 366 amino acids.
AUGGAAUACCAGCAUGCAGCCACCACCUUUGCCUCUCUUGGUCGCUCCCUUCUCAGCCUUCGCAGGAACCAGGUUUCCCUGGUAGAUCUUGAUGACAAUCAACACCACCAUGAUGAUUACCAGAAACUUGUAGCAGAUACAUUCCUCGACCUUGCCUCAGCAAGCAACAACCAUGUACUCUCUCUCACAUGGCUCCUCAGGCUUCUCAAUUCCUUCAUCUAUUGCCACGAACAUUUCACAUCUGCUCUGCUCCUGCACCGCCCAAAACGCCUUGCCAUCUCUGACUUCUUUGACCGUUCCCUCAAGGCACUUGAUAUUUGUGUUGCUGUUGGGGAAGUUCUUGAUCACAUCUGCAUUUGCCUUUCCCAUGCAAAGAUCAUUGUCCAUGCAUUAUCCCAACCCAUGAGCAAAUCCCAUGCGAUGCGUGCAAAGAAAGAACUUGGUGAACUCAUCAAGUUGCUUGGUGAGAACAAUGAUACAGGAAGCAGAUUGUCAGGUCGGAAGGCAAAUGAGCGAAAUAAUCUGUGUGUCCUUCUUCAUGCAAUAGGGAAGGACCUCAUAGUGCCCCCACGAGCUUUCGACAAUAGCUCUGUCAUUGUCCAUACUUACACAAUGAGUUAUGUUUUAGCCUUUGUCAUGCGGAUGCUGGUGGUAGCCAUCACAUGUGGAGACAGGGGAAUGAACACAAACUUACUUGUGCCAGCACCACCAGGCCGCCAGUAUGAAUGGGCUGCGCCAAUGAUAGCCAUCCAAGAGACGAUACAUGAGGAGUGGAGGAAAAAAGGCAAAGAAGGAUGUGGUGUGACUGGUUUAAUGAAGGAAUUGCAAAUCAUAGAACGAUGCAGUCAGCGUUUAACAGAACUAGUUGGGUCAGACCAAUUACUGUUGGAGGAAGGGAAAAUAACUGAGGUCCGGCAGCAGCUGCUAGAGAUGAAAGAUGUAUGUGAUAGCUUGGAGAAAGGGCUGAAGAUUUUUCGGAGGCAGGUCAGGGAAGCAUUCCAUCGGAUCAUCAAAGGCCGAAAUAAGGUUCUGGUCCAUCUUUGCAGGUCUGUUGAUUCUUCAAAACCGUUUCCAAAUUAUGUUGAGGUUGUUUCUGCAUGAACAGAAGCAUGUGCUAACCAUCGUAGAAGACAUGGUGUUCUGAUCUGUUUAUUUCAAUUUUGUUUUCUCAAUGCAGUGGUAAGAACCUACAUAGUAAAUCCUCAAGCAGCAUAAUGUCAAGUGCCAUGCUCAAUAACAUUGAUGAAGAAACUGAACCUGCACCACACCCGAUCUGACACUUGCAUGUGCUGGCAUCAUGGAAAGAAGCUUAACAAUUAACUUUGUAGAUUAUGCAGCUUUAACUCAGGCUUUUAUGUUUCAGUUUCCCCAUUUAAGAUUUUCAGGCAUUAGACUGAUUCCCCACUACUCUCCCCUCUUCUUAUAUACAGUAUAUGGAUGCAUCUUUUAUCUGCAAAGAGUUCCACAAGAGGACCUUGUGAGAUCUUCUCCAAAAGAAAGUGUUUGAUCCACAAUGGUGGUUCUUCAUUUGAGAAAGUUUUAUCAUAGGGCCCCCAACAUACCAAACUUUCUAUUGAUUAACCAGUUUUCCAACUAACGGCACAAGCAGACAGGCAUCUGACAUGUUAGCGACAACAGGAAAAGAAAGAUAUUUCAAUUCCUAUGGGUUU